CGGGCAAUAGUGCGGUGCUGCUUAGGCUUUCUGCGAGCCAUUGCAAGACAAUAUCUAAUAGAGAAGGAGAAGCUGAUGUACUCCUGGAGACAAUUGUCUGCCUGUUAUUGCCCCAUACUGAGGGCUUGUUUGGAGGAGAAUCGUGGAUACGUGCAUUGUGCUGCGUGAAUUGUACGCCGGGAUUUGAUAAUAAAUUCAUAUCUAUGUGCUGCUGUUGACACCAGCUGCUUGCUCACACUCGCUCUCUAACUGUAUUAACUGUCAUACAGACUUCUGUAAUGACCUGUCAGACCUUAUUCCCCACUUAUGCCUCUUCAUAUUAAUGCGAUUUGACAAUCAUAAGAUAGCCCUAUGUAUGGCCAGCGUUUAAUGUUGUGAUGCAGCUGUAAAAGACAAAAUGACUUUAUGGAAAUAAUAAAACUUCAUCAAGUCACUAGCUCGUACUGCAUUAUUUUCCCAGCCAGUUUCAUUGCUUUGCUGUCAAUGAUAAGUCAAGAUUUGGUCAGUUGGAUGAUGAGAAACCUGGAUGUGGAUGAUCAAACAGAGGCAUUGCAUCUGGGAUCCUUGAUGUCUGCUCACGGCUAUUUCUUCCCCAUAGAUGAUCACGUCCUUACUGUCAAGAAUGACAACACAUACUACCGGUUUCAGACUCCUUGUUUUUGGCCCUCACGGAGUGGGGAACCAGAAAACACGGAUUAUGCUGUCUAUUUAUGCAAGCGUACAAUGCAAAACAAACAGAGGCUGGAGCUGGCAGACUAUGAGGCAGAAAAUCUAGCCCGUUUGCAGAAAAUGUUCUCACGAAAGUGGGAAUUCAUUUUCAUGCAAGCUGAGGCCCAGGCAAAAGUUGAUAAAAAGAGAGACAAAUUAGAAAGAAAAGUUCUAGACAGUCAAGAAAGAGCAUUUUGGGAUGUGCACAGGCCUGUGCCUGGCUGUGUAAAUACGACAGAAGUGGAUAUUAAAAAAGCAUGUAGAAUGAAUAGACAUUCAAAGAUGACAAGGCCAAAUUAUGCUGUGCCAGGUGGUAGAAUAAGUCCCAGUGUCUCAGAAGCUGACCUACAUAACCCCCAAGAAUCGCUCAAAUAUGAUGUCAUUCGAGAUAAUAUCGAUGUUUUACGACAAAAGCUGGAGAAGCGGAGGGUAAAAAUAUCAAAAGUAGCUGAAAGUUAUAUUGCAUAUUAUGAGCAGUAUUCGGAGUUCGAUGCCUUUAUAACCACCCCUGAUCCUAGCAACCCAUGGGUGUCAGACAACACCGAGUUCUGGGAUUACGAAAAAACUAUGAACCCCAAAGAUAUUCCACAAAGACGGGUCAAAAGAUGGAGUUUCUGCAUACAGGAGUUAAUACAAGACCCAGCUGGUAAAGAUCAUUUUAGCAAAUUUUUGGAUAAAGAAUUCAGCGGAGAAAACCUCAAGUUUUGGCUAGCUUGUCAAGAACUUAAAGGUUUAUCCAACAGUGAGGUCCAGGCAAAGGUCCAAGAAAUAUUCAGUGAAUUUUUAGCUCCUGGCUGCCACAAUCCAGUCAAUGUGGACAGUCGAGUAGCUGAGGCUGUGAGAUCACGAGUAGAAACUUGCCCUAAUAGGUUCUGUUUUGAAGAAGCCGAGGAACAUAUUUUCAAAUUGAUGAAGAGUGACAGCUAUAGUCGCUAUCUUCGGUCAGAUAUGUACAAAGAAUUCAUGAGCGGAACAAGGAAAAAAGUAAGAUUCUUGCCGUCUUUGGCAGGCAACUUUGUUUUGUCUAAACAUACCUCAAGCUCGUAGCUGCGACCCUUGCAUUUCAACGUUGUCCUGGUCACAUGUGCACGAGUCCUGACAGGUGUGACUUGUCACGACCCUUGUCUGAUGGAGUUUCACAGUCUUACUCACCACAACCUGUCUCAUUCAGCCCAACUGAUUCUUUCCAUUAUCUUAGCUGGUUUGCUGCAUAGACAAAUUCAAAUUUCAGCUUUGAUGGUAUUGUAGUCAAUUUGUAUAUCACACUGAAACUUUUUUCCCCAUCUUUGGGUAUUUUUUUUAGUGUCUGUUUUGUUCGCUCCACACAUUGUUUGAGAUUCUCUUGUUUACCACGAAAUACUCAGUUACUGUGUAAUUGAAGUUAAGGAGCACCUUUUAUUGAAAACCACUAAAAAACUUAAUUUGAAGGAUUUUUUUGUUUGUUUUCUUGCUCACUAAAGUUUUUAUGUGUGGCUUGGGUUCUUUUGCAGUUUUUUUUAUUAUUAAAUUACAAGUGAAUUAAUUCAGUGAAGCCACUUGCUUAGCACAUUUUAUUCAUUGUGUUGUUAAAUUUCACUAGAACAUUGGAGUCUGAAAACUGUACAUUUUGUAAAAAAAAUAUGAAGUAAUAUGGUAAAUCUUGCUCUGCCUGGCCUCUCCAGGUGAUAUAAAGUGGUACAGUAGUCUGGUAAUGUGGAUGUACUCUGUUACUGGGUGAUAUAUAAUGAACGUCACAUAAACUGCCUGGCAUGUAUGUGUCUGCUACAUAUAGAGCACUGUUAAAUACCACUGUAUGUAUGUACAUGUAUGUAUGUAUGUAUUGUACAAAGUUGUAGGUAAGAGGUGCCCCCUAAUUAUAAUAGGGCAGUCCAUAGAAUUGAACUGGAGUUUGUUCUUCAAUUAACGGGUCUAAAUGUGUUACGGUCCAAACACCAAAGCUCUAUGCGUAACCUGUAAAUACAUGUACAUAUGAAUGUAGCUGUCUGUGUAUACAUAGACAUAGGAGAGAUCCUGUGAGUGUUGUGAACAGAAAUGCUCUGUUUUUAUUUUCCUUUACUCUACUUGCUGGCAAGAUUUGAUUCCUUUUUUGCUGUCACACGGUAUAAGUGCCAAGUGAGAAAGCGUGGACACUAUCUUGUUUUGAAAUCUGUUCAGUUGAGAAAAAUAUCUAAAUUUUUAAAGAUUUGAAUUUUCAUUAUUAAACCUUACCUUGAAGAAAGUAAGACUUAGAAAACUAGUUGCUUAAAGUAUGGCUAUGUAUGUACUGAACCAUUGAACUGAUCUGCUGAAAACAAGAAAUGUUUCCUCAAAGUAAUUUAAGCAGAAUUCUGUAAAAACUGCUAUACUGACAUGUGAUACGCGUGACACGUCACAAUAAGCAUCAUGUUCAAUGGGCAUGUCUUUUUAUGUUAAUCAGACUUGCUGUCCCUUCGAUGAUUGAUCCAAAUUCAUCAGUCAUCUGGCUAAUGUCAUUGUUUAUAACAUCUUGUGUUUAGAUGAGGAUUUUCUCCAAAGAAAAGUACUGUAUUUCACCUAAAUUUGUCAUUUUUCACGGCACACACGUCACUUGAUUCUAAUUGAUUCAUUCACCUUACAGGACAACCUAAGAGUUUUUGUGAAAUUUAAUUAAUUUGAAAAAAUGUUGUUUUACGGUCUUCAUGUUCUGCUGAAAGUGAAUUACAAACCAACUUCAAGUGAAAAACGGUAACCCCAAGGGAAGUAACUCUAAUGCACAGUCAAUGCUUUGGUUCAGCGAUGACAUGUUGUUUUAGCACACUUAUUCUGCUGUGACAGUAAGUAAGAAAUCAAAGCUGUAAUCUGGUAAGGAAUAUUUUCAUCACUCAGAGGGUGUUAAGCAAGAAGCAAUCAGGUAGUAAUCUGAGUUGUGAAUGUAAAUGUUAGUAUUUAUGUAGGAAAUGCACGACCAUAAUGUAAAUACUCAUGGGAAAAAUGGAGGGGAUAGAUCGAGUGCAAGAGUGUUCAGUGUGAUAAUAUUUCAUGUGUAUGUUGAUAUGUACAUGAACUGAACAUCGUCACAUUGGCAGUAACCCUCUGUCGAUUUUUGUCCAUCUUCAGUCCAAUGCUGGGAGUUUUCUGGUAAAUUUUUGUGCCAAUUUAUAACCUUCACGAAUAUUUGCUCACAUCUGUCAUCUGUCAGGUUGUGGUUUGCACUGGCCAGGGUUCACUUAUUCCUGCCCCUCCUCUCCCCCCUACCCCCCCCCCAGUCCUCCGCAAGUUUUCUCACUCAUCUAUUGUCACAGGGUGUGUUUAAUUCCUUCUACAUGUACUUGACUGAACAGUUAGUGUGCUGCAUGAUUCUUGUUCCCUGUACAUUGGGCUGGGAAAUUCCUGUAGCCUGUCGAAUGAUUACUCACCACUUCUCUGUUCUGUUGUUCAGUCACCAUUCCGGACUGCUGAUUCACGGGUUACCUUUUGUAUCUGAUUCUCUGUUUGAUUGGAUCUGGCUUUAUUUGGAUUACCUGACGGGGUUGCUGAUUAGCUUUUGUUACAAACAAGGUUUUUGUCGUCUUUGAAGGGUUAUUGAUAGGUACAUUUUUGUAUUGCAGACAGUUCAGUGAUUUGCUGUUUUGUUCCAGCGGGUCUGGAAUGGAUUAAACACUGAAAGCAUCAGACAGUCUUGUGGUCAUGUUUUUUUUUUAGUUGAAACAAGAAAGGAUUUCAUGUUCUACAGAUAUGAUGUACAUUAACCCAUCACUCUAGUCCCCAUCCCUUAAGAUGGCAUAGUAUUCUUAAGUUCUGGUGCAGCUAAUUAGGACUCAAUACUUACAGUACUAAUUUGCGGUUUAAAUACUUACGUUGAUGCUUUGUUUUUUUUUUUCUGAGUUAGGGUUUAUCAAAAUUUCUUAUUUUGUAUGGCUUGCCCUUUGGUAUAGAUUGCUUGAAUCAGUGGUAUGGUUAUUUGGCAGAGUUUACAUAUAAAACGUAGGCCAUCAUUAAAAGUAUGUUUGUUGGACAUAACUUAAUUAACCCUCCAGAAAGAAGGGCCCCAACCCUAAAUCAUCAACCUUUUUCACAGUUGAAUGAGCAGUCUUUAGUAUGUUGAAAAGGUUGAAAAUGGUUUAGAGAUUAGAAUCUGAUUGCAAGUGAUCAACGAUAGAAAAGUUUUUUCAAAUGUGGGAAAGGUUUCUGCAGUAAAGGGUUAGUCUCCUUGAUAUAUCAGGAGGAGUUAAUCUGAUUCGUUCUGUACCUGCUUUCAUGGUGAGUGAUAAGUGCUUCUUGAUGUGGUGUUGAAAUGGAUAUGUGAACGUUCAUACUUGAGCUUUGAAGGGUUUAGGAAACGUGUCUACACUUGUGUUGAUGGAACUGUAGAUACAUCUAGAAGGGAUGUCAUUUAGUGGCGUUGAAUGAAUGGAAGAGGAAACUGUGUUGGUAAUUAAGAAUAAGUAAAAGGUUUAGGAAAAAUGGCGUAGGAAUGCUGAACAUGUACUAAGAAAAUGUGGUAGGAUGUGAAAAACUUUCUGCUUGGAAGAAUAUCUAGUUCUGUUGAAGAUGAUCCAACCGUUGUGAUAGAACAUCUUGGUUAGAGAAGGGUUUUGUUUAGGUGUAAGUUGUCCAUCUUUUCUACAUUAGUGGUUUGAGUCAAACCAGUUUAGUUUCUGCUGAUGAAAAAAAGCACUCGCUACAGACUUAGGGGUUUACCUGUUCAAGAUUCUAAGUGGGUACGUAUUUAGGAAGCUGUUGCAUUGUUGUUGUUUGAGGGAAUGUUGUAUGUCAUAAAGGAGUCAUUGACACCAAUUGUAACCUUGUUGGGUAUCUCCCAUAUGACAUAAAAUAUGUCAGACAUAUUUUAGUGCACCUUGAUCCAAACUUUCAGGUUAAAUAUAAAGGAAAGUACCUGCCAACAGAUUUGCCUCUUAACUGUAGUUUUCCACUUAUCGACCUUUGAUUGCAUGUCUCAUUUCUCGGUUUGGAAGGUUUAUUCUUGGCACUUUGAUUGGAGGAGGAUGACUUUCAUAUUGAAUGUUUUUUUGUUGGUUUUCUCCUCACCAUCUGUCAAAUUGAUGUAUUUAUUUCCAACUAUGAUUAAUGGAAAAUUGGUUAGAACUCUGUAAAUAAGUGUGUAAAUGCACGUGGAUAACAUUUUGUUCCAAAUUCAUACUUGUUUGAUUGUUAUUCAGAAUUGGAAAUUCUAAUGCUUAUGGAAAGAGUAAUUCACCUUAUUUUAAUGUUCCAUAUAAAAAGGGCAAUGUUAAAAAUAAAUGCCACAGAUUCUUAGACAAUAUUUCUGCGGGAUGCCAGUUUCUGUAGAAGUUACUUAUUGUUUUGCCUUAUUUUGCUUAUGAUAGUAGCUGUGACAUUGGAUGAAUAUCUUUAUUUUCCAUGAAUGAGGAAUAUUAGGCUGCAUUUCUGGAAGAUAGUGAAGCAGAUGGAUUGCCUUGAUUGAUAUUAUAGCACUUGGUUGAGAAUUAAUUGCCUUUGAAAAGUUUGGGUUCUUAUUAUCUUUGAGUUGCCAAUAUACUCCCAUGUGACAUCACAGAUUUCUGAACAGUUUUGUUUGCUGUUAACUUCUGUUUCUCAAUAGCAGCAGCAGUUCUUAACACUGAAACCAUAUACACAUAGCUAAAAUAAUCAGCGUACAACUAAUUGUCAGGCAUGUUGUUGCUUUACCUCUUGUUUCUAGAUGACUAAUCUCGGCAUUUUCUCUUAUUUCUGUGCAGCAGCCCAGAUCCAUAAUCCCAAAGCUGCCGAGCUUAAACCUUGGAGGGCAGUAAAUGGCGGAGUGGCCACACCCAACUGCCUCGCACCACUCCUCGCUUUGGCCACCACCCAUCCUACUAUGCUGGCCCAUCUAAUCACACUCUUGCCCACUUGCCAUCAGUUUUUUUUCUUUUUUUUAUACGAUUUUUUCAUUUUGCCUGUGCCUGCCUUCCAAUCUGUUGUAUAGAACUGUUCGUGUGCACCUAAAUACUUCCAUCUUACUUUAUAUUCACGUAGAGAUUUACACUUGUAACUGCGUUGUAGUUUUGGUAUUGUCUCUUUUUUUGUGUUCUUUACAUUGGCUGUUUACCAUUGCACAUUUUUUAUAGCCUUGCUGUCUUAAUACAUUUUAAUUGAGCUCUUGAUGACUUGAAGUUACAUUUUGUAGCUAUUUGUUUUGGCUCUUCUUUUGUGCCUAGUAUUAAAGUUAGCACUUCUGUCCACUAUAGAUUAGGGUGCAGUGUGGGGUUGAUGGGCCUGGAACUUGCCAUGGCUGUAAUCAGUACUUUGAUCUUUUGCUCUUUGCAGAGUAAAAAGCGUUUGGAGAUUCGCAAAGUUUGAUUGUGAUAUUCUACUCUAAGGGAGCUAUCUUCACUCAGUGUAAUGCUGAUUCUCCAGCCAGCUACCAGGGGGAGCUCUCCAUAAAGCUUCCUUGUGAUCCGUCUGACCCAGUAAUUGUUUUCUGGCAUCCAGGAGUAAACUGACUCGUAAGGUCCGGAGAGUUAGGGACUUGUUUCCCAAGGUGCACCAGUGGCAGGGUCUGCUGUCCAUGUAGCAGGGUUUAGGUGUGAUGCUCCACCCUGGGGCUCUCCAGAAGUGAUGGUGAUAGGGCUGUCAAGCAGAACAGUCGCUCUAUAGAUUGACACCAUACUCUCUCAUGUACAUUAGGGUCGGACAUACUCAGACCCCUUUCUCCAGUCAUGCUCUCCAACUUAACACGAUGUUAUAUUACCAGUGGUACCACAUGGCAUAGCCAUAUUUCAUGGUUUCACACAUUUUCAAAAGUUUGGGACUUGCAGCAAUAUUUAACUAUGUUGGACAUACUUACAUUGUGUAAAUAUACAUAAAUAGCAGUUUGUUUGUUUUUUUUGGAGGGGGGGGGGGUAAAAUUUGCUGAACAUGCAAAUUGGAAUCACAAUGACCCUGAUUUUGUCUUCAUUUAAAUCAUUUUGUUGAUGAAAGACAAGAUCUACCAGAGUUGUUAAAGUUAGGCCAAUUGGCCAAUGGGUUUACUGUUUUAUGUAGAAAGGUAUAUCUUCCUUUGUUCAUAUGAUCUCAUCAUUGUAUUGUUAAGUGUUUCAUGAAGAUGCUGAAGGUGUUUUUUUUUUAUUUUUUAUGGAUUAAAUUAUUAUUUGCUGUUAUCGCUGUUUAGACUGAAUAUUUUGAAAAAAAAGCUGUGGCAGUGGAAGCAUUCGUUUGAUUUCUAGCUACAUGUAUAGUCAUGACAUGUCUAGUCGUUUCUUUUUAUACUUUUGAAGUGGAAUGCUCAGUUAAAUACAGUAUUUUUGUUUUUUUGAUCAAAGCCUAAUUCUGAGACUUUGUUGGCCAUGCUUUGGAUUGUUUGAACUCUGAACUGUGUACCAUCAGUUGUGUGCGAAAAACAUGUAUUGCAUGGAAAGUACAAUACUUAUCCUCUGAGGAAAUGGGGUCGACAGAGGUUGCACAUCCGGUGGGACCCAAGGACAUCUGCUGGUGGACAGACUAGAUCCAAGGCUGGAUUAAAACAGCAGAAUGGAACUGUGUGAGCGAAAGAGUGAUUGAGAAUGUCACAAGUCUUCAUCAGCGUCCACUAUACCUCAACAUUGACCAACCCUCAAAUUUACGACACAGAACCUCUAUCAAGGACUGUUCAUACUUAGCAAUUGCUCAAAAAAUAUUUUUUAUUAUUUCCGAAUAAUGGAAGAUUUAUCCAAAUCAUAAGCAGUACAUGUUAUAAAAUCAAACUUUGUUUUGUUUUCAUAUUGAUUUUUCCCCUGUACGUCUCCUUUUCCAUGGCUUGAAUGUUUGUUUUGGGGAUGCAUUGUUACACUAAAAACUGUCUACGUGUGACUUGUACAAGUGUUAUAAUGACAGUGGAGAGAUUGUGUCUCCUUGCAUGUUCCUCGUUAAUGAGACAGUGUACAGGAGGUAACAGACGUAUGUAUCUUCUGAAGUAUCGUUUAUGUAUGUAGCAGUAUAGUUUUCUCAAGCUGCCUAAUUGUCUCUUAUAAUCUUAGCCCAACUGUAGACUCUCCUGGAACUGUCAAGCGUACAGUCUAAUUUACAAGACUUGAAUGCUGUUAUCUUGUUUCUUUACCAAACAUAUCCGCGAGUCCAGUAGACAGUCUGUUGCCGAACAGCAAAUCCUGUAGACAGCAGGUGGCUGAAAAAUCAAUUCCAGUGCACAGAGAUUUGCUGAACAGCGAGUCAAGUGUAUAGUGUUUUGCUGAGCAGCGAGUCAAGUGUACAGUGUUUUGCUGAACAGCGAUUCAAGUGUAUAGUGUUUUGCUGAGCAGCGAGUCCAAUGUACAGUGUUUUACUGAAUAAUUCUUAGGUUUUCAUGACUCCGAAAGUUAUGCAACGCCGCUUAAUUUUGGUUCAUAUCCCAAUGCAGGUGCUAUUAAUUGUUAAAAGCUUCAAACAGUUGUUGUCACCUUUACCAGGAUAAUAUAGAGGGGAGACUCGAUGUAUUGGAGCUAGAGUAAGUAGCCUAGUUGGUGAGUUUCUGUGUACAUUGCAACUUUUUAGCCACACGAUCUUCAUCCAGUAGUUAUUCUUCUUGAACAACGAUGUUAAGAUUUACGUUUUCCGGUCGUUAUAGAAUCGAUCUGAAUGAAUGUCUCUUUCAAGACUGGACUUAUGCCGUUUCCAGGAUUCCAAGACGCCACUUCAGAAACGGUGGGACAGAUUUUGUGUCUUAUUUGCGCCUGUAUCUCACACCCAUUGCUCGCUGUUUGGUGUAUGUGGGCCAGUGUGACCGGUCUCUGUACUGGGGUUUUGUAUAGAGAUGUAGACAAUCAUUAUCGAUGGAAUCGACAGCCUCAUUGGGCUAUUACUCAACGUGUUCAUUUCUGUAGUGUAUUUGCAGAAUAGUAUGGUGAAAUAAAACAUCAGGAAUGCUUAUGCCCAAGCUGCUGUCAAAAAAGGUUCACUGUUAAUAAAUAAUUUAAUAAACAGUAGCUGUUUAUUAGCUACUAAACACAAUUU
Liolophura sinensis is the source of this 9612-nucleotide messenger RNA. Its product is annotated as regulator of G-protein signaling 7-like. Bases 406 to 1755 code for a protein of 449 amino acids. The transcript has 14 exons. Gene Ontology annotation, cellular component: neuron projection; cytoplasm. Lineage: Eukaryota; Metazoa; Mollusca; Polyplacophora; Chitonida; Chitonidae. The record is from RefSeq and is a predicted model, not a curated record. Gene Ontology annotation, molecular function: GTPase activator activity. Gene Ontology annotation, biological process: regulation of G protein-coupled receptor signaling pathway; positive regulation of GTPase activity; G protein-coupled receptor signaling pathway.